Messenger RNA from Cyclopterus lumpus (lumpfish), 2069 nucleotides. RefSeq names its product protein phosphatase 1, catalytic subunit, alpha isozyme a (gene ppp1caa). The coding region runs from base 274 to 1272 and encodes 332 amino acids. The transcript has 8 exons. Gene Ontology annotation, cellular component: cytoplasm; nucleus. NCBI's taxonomy places the organism in Eukaryota, Metazoa, Chordata, Actinopteri, Perciformes, Cyclopteridae. The record is from RefSeq and is a predicted model, not a curated record. Gene Ontology annotation, molecular function: protein serine/threonine phosphatase activity.
UUUACACGGCUCUGCAAGGAACGUGUGAAGAGCUGGUUUUAAUACAGCCUCCUACGUAACCGUAGUCACGUCGGUGGACACGGCCCUCUUUUGAAGUUCCUGGGGGACGAGCGAAGGAACCCGGACGAAUCGAAGGAAAGGGGCCAAGAUUGAGCUCGGAGAAUACAUAUUUACACAUUAUUCACCCCAGAAAGACUGCCGUCAAACCGAAGACAAGGUGCAACGCGGAAAGCCAAGGUCUUGACUGCCCGAGAACGUCAGAAAAUAAAGAAAAUGGCGGAGCCAGACAAAUUAAACAUCGACUCUAUAAUUCAGCGUCUGUUGGAAGUCAAGGGCUCUCGACCAGGGAAGAAUGUCCAGCUGACAGAGGGUGAGAUCCGUGGGCUUUGCCUAAAGUCCCGUGAAAUCUUCCUGAGCCAGCCAAUCCUGCUUGAACUAGAGGCUCCCCUCAAAAUCUGUGGUGAUGUCCACGGUCAGUACUAUGAUCUGCUUCGGCUGUUUGAAUACGGAGGCUUCCCCCCAGAAAGCAACUACCUGUUCCUGGGUGACUAUGUAGACCGAGGGAAGCAGUCACUGGAGACCAUCUGCCUGCUUCUAGCCUACAAGAUAAAAUAUCCAGAGAACUUUUUCCUGCUGCGUGGAAACCAUGAAUGCGCCUCCAUUAAUCGAAUCUACGGCUUUUAUGACGAGUGUAAGCGAAGGUAUAACAUAAAGCUGUGGAAGACCUUCACAGACUGCUUCAACUGUUUACCUGUGGCUGCCAUAGUAGAUGAGAAGAUCUUCUGCUGUCACGGAGGCCUCUCUCCUGAUCUUCAGUCUAUGGAGCAGAUCCGCAGAGUUAUGCGGCCCACAGACGUGCCUGACCAGGGUUUGUUGUGUGACCUGCUGUGGGCUGAUCCAGACAAAGAUGUGCUCGGCUGGGGUGAAAACGACCGUGGCGUCUCCUUCACGUUCGGGGCAGAUGUGGUGGCCAAAUUUUUGCACAAACACGACAUGGACCUAAUAUGCAGAGCACAUCAGGUGGUAGAAGACGGUUAUGAGUUUUUCGCUAAGAGGCAACUCGUCACCUUAUUCUCUGCUCCCAACUACUGUGGAGAGUUCGACAACGCCGGUGCCAUGAUGAGUGUGGAUGAGACACUCAUGUGCUCCUUCCAGAUUCUGAAGCCAGCCGAUAAGAAAUUGUAUCCUUAUGGCGGAGGGGGAGGGAUGGGAUCUGGGAGACCGGUCACCCCGCCACGAAAUUCGGCCAAGGCUGCCAAGGCCAAGAAAUAACAGCCGUUGGAUUCCCCUCCCACAACCUGCCUCCCCUCUGUCCGCAUCACACUUUUCUUUAUUUUUAAUUUUUUUUUUUCUCUCCCAUACCUCCCCAAACUUGUAUUUCCCUUGUCAACAAGCGGUAACAGAGCAGCAGUGUCCAGGGUUCAAUCAUGCUUUUUUAACUGUUUGUUUGGCUGUUUGCGUGCACUUUUUUUUGUGUGAGUGUAAAAAAAGUGGGAAUGAUUCUGAGGGAAUUGCUGUAUUCUGUAUGUAUGAUUAUGUUCUCUUCCUGUACCCGCUGUUCUGUUUUCCUGUCAUUUUGUAGAGAUGGGUUCUUGCUCAUCUGUGAUGUAAUUGCAAUCCUGGGUGCAGGGGAGGAGGGGGCCGGGGAGCGAGGAAGAGGAGUCUUAGCUGUUUAUGUUAAGGCUCUGCACUGUUUAAUGCUAAACACAAGCUUUUGUACAUCCUGUUUCAGAGGUCUGUGUAUGUCUGUGAUACGGGGAGGGGAGGGGGGUUAGGACCAAGUUGCACAGUCAAACGGUAACGGCACAUACCACACACUGGUGCAUAUAUGUGCAGCUGAAUCCUUCAAUGAAAUGAAUUCACAAAGAGAUAUUUUUUUCUUUUCCCUUUCGUAAACCAAUGAUUUGAGAACGCAGUCAUGGAUGUGAAAUAGCUUUUGCUUCUUUGUUUUCUUUCUUCCUUUUUUCUUUUGUAGAUACGUGAAACCGACAUGGUUUGAUUUCUUUCUUGUUUUUAGUUCACUGCAAGUUGAAGAUGAAUAAAAAUAACCAUUUAUUUGAAUUACGCCA